Suillus subalutaceus is the source of this 967-nucleotide messenger RNA. RefSeq lists its product as uncharacterized. The record is from RefSeq and is a predicted model, not a curated record. NCBI's taxonomy places the organism in Eukaryota, Fungi, Basidiomycota, Agaricomycetes, Boletales, Suillaceae. The transcript is spliced from 10 exons. Bases 59 to 967 code for a protein of 302 amino acids.
ACCAGACUUGGCAGAUCGGCAUUAGCGAGGGACAGAGGGUUGACUAGCGAAAUGCAGUAUGACGUCCAGUUUCAUGCGAGCUUUUUCAAAUCUGUGGAAAAUCUAUUCCAUCUUUCGUAUCUCUUUCGGGUGCUGGUGUCUUGGAGUCAUUUGUACCCUCGUGCCGUUUGUCCUGACAUCUGCCCAAAGGCACUUAUUGACGCGCUCGUCAUCUCGAUGUGUCAGUCUGUCAAGACAGCCAGACAUUGUGACAGGCAUCCAUCUCGUUGUCCAUUCCACCUUUCGUUCUAAGAAGGACAAAAUCCUCAGGCGAGGAAUGGUAGUUCGCGAGACACAAAAUCCGAUCCCUCAAAGGAAAUAUCAUGCUCGUCUUGAAGAUACUGGUCAGAUUAUAGUCACAUUUUCCUCGAUCGAGAAUCUAUACAGGCCAUCCCUGACGCACCGUAAAGUGCUGGUGCUGGGUGGAGUGUUGGAUACAGAGCUCGUAGAAAGGGUGUUUCGUCUGCUCGUCGAGAUCUGCGAUAACUUCCAGUUUCUCGACACGAAGAGAAUUAUCAAUGACGCAUUGUGCUUGCAAAGCCUCCAUCAGCUCUCGGAUAUCACUUUCCAAAUAUCAACCCAUCCACAUGGUCUACGUUGGAAAAAAAACAUUUUGUGUCACACGUCCACAGUCAUCUCGUCACUGGUAGAGACUGCUGCGCUACCACUGAGUGAAAACUGUAUGCUCAUCCUAGAAUCACAUACUGCUUCGUCAUGGCCAAUCGAGAAGUUGCAGUACAGAUCGGCGAACGUUGCUUCCGUCGCAGGAAAAGCACCUUCUACACCGAUCCCGCUUACGGAGUAUGCUGGAUUUGUGGAACAAACUGCAAGGGCGCGAAUGAGUGGCGGUGUGCUUAUGAGCAUGAGCCUGGAGAGUGAAGAUAUGAAAGAGCUUGCUAGUGCGUUGUGGGAGAUCGUCGAUGGGUAA